This is a messenger RNA of Homalodisca vitripennis (glassy-winged sharpshooter), 11634 nucleotides long. RefSeq lists its product as uncharacterized. Gene Ontology annotation, biological process: negative regulation of transcription by RNA polymerase II. Gene Ontology annotation, cellular component: nucleus. Gene Ontology annotation, molecular function: transcription corepressor activity; protein binding. The transcript is spliced from 14 exons. The record is from RefSeq and is a predicted model, not a curated record. The coding region runs from base 962 to 7849 and encodes 2295 amino acids. Lineage: Eukaryota; Metazoa; Arthropoda; Insecta; Hemiptera; Cicadellidae.
GUCUGAUACUCUCGCGGUCCGUAUCGCGUUUGACCUCUGUGCGAGCGUUGCACCAAAACCUGCGGAAUUGUGCUCAUUUCUGGAGGAAUAUUUUAACGUUCGAGCUGAUUUUUUGGAAAGAAAACGUGCUUCCGAGGAGUACUAAUCGACGACGGUGAUAUCAACGCGUUUCAUGAUUCCCUAGUCUACGAGUGUGGCGAAGUUUGGAAAGUGGAACACGGUAUGAUUCCUUUUUAGGUCGCAACGGAUCGUUCUGGAGUCGUCCGAAGUGAUUUGAAUUGUGCAAUUUGAGAUUUCAGUGAGUGCUUUCUACCCGACCCGUGUUUUCAAGGAGCCUAAACUGUUGUAAUUAUUGCUUUGAUGUCUUUCCUUUGUGUCGGUCGAGUUACUUAUGUGCUGCGCUCUAUGGAGAAUCCGUGUAUCUAGUUCCUUUACAAGAUCUUAUCUGUAGCUGUCUGUGAAAGUAGUGUGAUAGGCCUACAUAUUUUGUGAAUAUUCUGGAAAGUGUGUUAUUUAAUAGAAAACGAAGCUAUGGGAAUUUAAAAGUAUGCUUUCGUUGAUUAUGACAAUGCAUGAUAAUAUGUAUUCAAUGUCUUAAUAAGUUUUCACCAGUGUUUAGACAACUUAUCGAGCAAGUGAAGUGUGUAACGUUCCGCUUUUUGCACUUAUAAUGUGGUGUUAGGUUUAAUUCAAUGUUUUCUACAUUUUGAGUGAUAUUGGAUUUACUGCACACGUUGAUAGUGGAUAAUACGUUUCAGAUACUCUUGUGUUGGAUUAUACACUGACCGAGGAGAGGAGACCUGUAUGAUAUCAAAGAACGCCUGAAAGCAUUGUCAGACUACAACAAGAAUGCUCUUGAUAUCGCUGACCACAAGACCAUGGACCCAGGGUCCUGAGCGUCUCGACAUGCCCGGUCCUACGCGUUGACACCACCCUCUCAGAGCGCUCCCUGGCCCUCGAGAUGGACGUGUCUGUGAACCCCGUGCUGGAGAGUGUGCGACCGUUCUUCCAGGGUCUUCCCGCCAACAGCGGAGGCAGUGGCAACGGCAGCGGCGGCCCGGCGGCCUCACCCAGCCACCCCGGUGUCGCCACCCCCGUACAGCCACCGCCUCCCGCCGUGUCCUCGCCCUCUUAUUGGCCGCAACGCUCCAAGGCACCCCCUACGCCACCACAUUUUGCGCAGUCGGCCAAGUCGCCCGCCCUGGCAUCACCGCUCCAUCACGUCUUCAAUGGAACCAAGCUGCCGGAGGAGCCCCAGAGGCACCAUAACUUACCGCCCGUCGCCGCACUAUCACCCUCCAUAUACCAGCAUCCGAGGGCGGUCAGGGACCUCGCCUCCCAGGGCGCGUUGCUACACAGGCAACAACAACACAUGCCGCUGCCUUCCAUCAGCCAGAUAACACCUCACUCUUCAUCCCCCUCCGUUUCCCCACGGACCUCGCAAUCCCAGUUCCGUACCCCCGACUACCCCCAGUCGAACCACCAUAGCAUAUACAGCCCGAAUCCUUCCUCAAACCAAAGCCAUAGAAGUAGUUCGUCUAGUUCCUCUUAUCAGCCUCAUCUGCUCCCCUCCAAGUACCAGUCGUCUCCGGGCUCCCCGGCGGUGUCCACCCCUUCACCCCACGCGUACAGUUAUUCUCCCAGAACAUCGAUGUCCAUGGCCACGACGACAACUGCCUCAUCACCGGUCUAUCCUCAGACGACCUCGGCCACCUCUGUUUACGUAAGCUCUACGCACCACCACAGGCACCUCCAGCAGCCGCAGCAAACGCAACAGAACCGGCUACCUCAACACCCGAGUCAUCACUCGGUGUCGCCCGUCAUUCAGCAGCCCACUCAGCCGGAACUGCACGGUCACUUGAAGCUGCAUCAUCAACACCCGCCUCAGCACUACCCUCCGGUGAGCAGUCAGCAGCCCACACACGUCCAGCACUCGAGUGUCCAUCAGCCUCCGAGCCAUCCUCAGUACUCGAGUAGAAUACAACAAUCGUCGUCGCAUAGCCACAUGCAGCAGCAGUCACACAUCCAACACUCGUCUAGCAGUCAUCUACACACGUCCUCCCAUCCCCCGCAGUCUCAGCACUCGAGUCAACCGUCGCUGCAGUCACAUCAGCACCAGAUGCCGGCCAGUAUCGCGAGCUAUCAGCAGCACAAGUCGUCAUCGUCCACACCGUCGAGUCAGCAUCAGCAAGGCCACAACGUGCAGCCGAUGCUGCAUCAGCAGUCGUUGUCGAGUCAGCACCAUCAGACCCAUUCCACCCAACCACGCGGUGCACCUCAGCACGACCGAUCUCAGCCUCAACAUCACAGUCAGAGUCAGGCCUCGUCACAACAGCAGCAGCAACAACCUCGCGGUCAGCACCAUCAGCAGUCCAGCAGCCAGCACAUACUCGCUCAGCAGCAGCAGCACAACCAACAGCAGCUGUUGACUCAGCAACAUCAACAGUUGCAGCAACAAGCGGCCAUGUACAACCAGAGCAUCCAGCAGAACUCCAGUAGACAGAGUGACGCGGAGAAGCUAGCCGAGAUGCAGCAGGUACUGCGUAUGAAACAGCGGCAGCUGGCGGCGGUGCAAGCCCAACAACAGGCUUAUUACGCUGCAGCUUCAUCAAGCAAUUCAUCUCGGUCAACUUCACAGACGACCACAACAACUGUUGAAGCAAGCAAUCAUCAACGAACGACGACGACUCAAGCUCUUACUGGUGGGUUAAAGAGGGAAUCCCCCUUGGACCUAUCAGUGAAGACAGUUCGGCAGUCGGCUGACUCUACAGCGAAGGAUGACUCUGAGAGUGCUUACCUUGCAAGUUUCCAAAGUCACGAAGCAUUUCAACAACGAAUGAAGGCUCCUGCUAAAACAGCGAGUCCGAGGAACUCAGCGCUUCUUCCCCCUUUACAGUUGCCGUCCACUGUAGUCUACCCGCACUUCGAGAACCACUCCUCAAGUCAGACCGCCGGUAGUGGAGCACCUAAGGUGGAUUUUCUACCAAACUUCAAUGCUCACCACAGCCCAUCAGCUGGAAGCUCAGCAAAUUUCCAAGACCCAAACAAGCGGCAGAGGAAAAGCUCUACAUCUCAGCUGCCAAGUCCCUCUCAAUAUCCACCUCAUGUAGGUAGUCUGCCACACAUGGGCAGCUUCAAGAAGAGUAGUUUGCCAUCAGCAGCAUAUGAUGAUCCCAACAAACAGACUCAGUACUACCAAGCAACAGGUCCUCCUGUUAUUUCAAGAUCUUCGGCACUGAGCAAUCACUCACUAAAUAUGCAGCCAAACUUUGCUACAUCUCCUAGCAGCCAGUACUCCUAUGAUUCUUCAAAACGAGGAAGUUCAGCGAGAUACGAUUUUUUAGAAAGACGCGGUUCAUCAUCAUCAUUACAAUCUUCAUCUUCUGUUGAUUCAAAUUAUACACUUGGGAAAAGAUCGUCAUCCUCAGAGGUCAGACAUCCUUUACCACCAAAAAUUCCUCGAGUUGUGGACACUUGGAGGCAGACAAUAGAUCAACAAAUUGAACAACGACUCAAUUCGUAUGUCACAUCCAGAGGUCUUCAAAUGAAUGGUACAACCAAAGAAAGCUUGACUAGUGAUCCUAUGCUGCACCAACAGACUGCAUCAAUGUACUCGUCAGCAUCAACUAUUCAAGCAUCACAUGGUACAGCCCACAUGUCUAGUGAUAAUUCAAGUAGAUCAUCAUUAGUACCACCUCAGAGGUCCAAUUCUUCAUCGAAACUUAAUGUGUCAGGUCAGUACUACCCACAUAGCCAGCCUCAGUAUCCCGCUCAGACUGCUCCUCCUAGACAGGCACAAGAACCGUAUAACAACCUGGCACAAGUCAAGUUACCGAGUCUUCCAAGCAAUGGUGCUGCUGACAAGAGGGUCCUAAGUAUCCUGAGGAAGAGGCUAGAUACAAGAGAAGCAACCAACCAGCUAGUGCAGCAACAGUCACAGCCUCCCAUCCCUGCAAGAGAUGAUAGAUCUAAAAUGUACUCUUCUCUGGCACCUCGGUAUUACCCACAACCACUAGUGGUUCCGUCUCCUGUGAUAUCAUCUCAAAGUAAACCGCCUCCACAAACACAACUUGCAAGGCACAAUUUGCCUCCUUUCAAUGCCUUAAGUCUAGAGCGUAAUGCGGCGGCAAUGUCCUACCCGACACAGAAACUUCACAUACCGAAAGCGAUGGACUCUGUUGCUCCUGACCACUCCCAGGGCAGUAUUCCCUUGAGGAUAGACCCUGUACCUCCUAGAUCUGAAGCUACGGGUAAACCAGCUGCUGGAGACAAUGGAGGAGAUUUCGAUGGUCUGGCCGCAUUUUUGGCCGCUAGAAUACGUACUAAAGCGGAGUUAAAACAGGUGGGUCCCUCGGUGGAACAGCAGCGUACGCCCACCCCUGCCUCCGGCUCCAACAGCUCUGCUCAAUCACCUCGCACCACACCUGGGAUAUUCUCACCUCCGCCUUCCACUCAGCUGCAGCAUCCAGCUGUUCCUGGUGACUGUAGCAAAGGAACACCAACGUCGGAGAGUGAUCGUGCCAGCAGCAGUGGGAUGAGUGGCAGUAGUCCGCUUAAAUCCAGAGACAGAUAUGGGAUCAAUUCACCUCGAAGAAGGUUAUUCUGUCGGCCGGAGGAUGAGGUAGGAGAGGGAGUCAUUCAAGCAAGAGAGCGUGGACUGCGCAGUUCUUCCGAGACAUCAGUAUUUGACUUCCGGGAGAGUGACUCGGAUGGGGAGACGGGCUCGGAACGUCAGAGUCUAACAGAUAUGCGCAAGGACCGAGACCGUCGGCUACAGGAGAGACAACAGACCACAACAGUGCCCUCACCAGACCCAGUAGCCGAGGACUUUGUUGGUGAUUCUGAACCAAUUGAUGAUUCAUUUUGGAGUGGCAUGUGUGAUCAGUUUGUAACUCAGCUACAGAAAGGAGGCAAUAAAGUUAGAAAACGUGGCAGGCAGAAAAAAUGGGUCUACCCUUCACUUACUAAAUCGGAAUCUUUAGAGACAAUAGAACAACUUGAUGAGGUUAAAUCUGAAUCAUCUUCUGCUUUUGUAGAUCCUGAAGUGGGAACCAUUAAUGCGGAAAACGAUGUUACAGAAAAUAAUGAAGUUGGUGAAGAUGUCAAAGUAAUGCCUGAUGAGGCACAUGGAACAUUGCAUGUGUCUACAGAGAACUUGGUCUCACCUAAAGACAAUGUAUGUACGCUUGAACAAAUUUUGCACUCUCCAAAGGAAGAUUUUUCCAUUCCUAAAGUCAGUGUUAAGAAAGAAGAAGAAUCUUCUGAUGAAGAUGCACCUCUGUCUUUACGACAGACUGAGUUAAAAAAGGUAAAAGAAACCAAGUCAAAUGUUGAGUGCAGUGGUAAUGAAGAUAAAUCGCUUGUGAAUAUUCCUCCAGAAUUGAACACACUCAAUAUAAGUUUAGACAAUAUUAAACAAGAAGAUUUGAAGACUGAAGAUUUAAAUCAAGAAAACAAAGAAUCAUCUGAAAGUGAAGCUGAAUCAAGUGCCGAUGAUGAAAGUACAACAUCUGUUGCAAAACGACUACGAGUGAGAAAACCAAAGGAAGAAACUGAGAGUAAAAGAAAAACUAGAUCUAGUGAGAAAGAAAAUGCAAACACUUCUCAGAAAGGUGGACGAAAAAAGAAAGAGGAAAAGAAGAAAUCUCUUUAUGGCGAUGGAUCUGAAUUUAGACCUGGAUGGGAAGCAGAAGUUUAUAGGUAUAAAAGGUCUCUAAGAAUGCCUGCUAGGCUAAUCAAUAUUGCAGGCCCACAAAGCUGGCCCAGGCUUUCCGUGUCCUUGCCUGAUUUAGAUCCUGAUUCGCCCAUGACACUUGAUUCAGAUUUAUCUCUUCAAAAUAAAAAAUUUGAAAGUGAUGGGGAGUCAACACCAACAAAGACAAGACCUAAAGAUUCACCAAAGAAUAAAUUAUCCCAGAAAAAAGUAGAGGAAAAAGGUGAAGAAGACUCAUUUAUCAAUAGGUUAAUUCAACGGUAUGGUGGAAAAGGUAAAAAAUCAUUGAGGAAAGGACAGGAGAAAGAUAAUUCAAAGGAGAGAAAGGGUCCAAAAAUUAUCCCUCAAUCUACAGAAUUGCAAUUACUUCCCACACCGAGUUUGGAUUGUAUAGUUAAAUCUCCAGCAAAGAAACUGGAUCCAAAUAGUACACAAAUGAAACAAACGAAAGGAAAGAAAUCUAGCAAAGACAAACAAGAGAAAGAUAAGCCUAUUGGUUUUGAUAGUCAAGAAGCUGUGUACUUAGGUUAUUUUCGUAAGAAAACUGUGGCUGAUUUUAGGGAUGCAUUUGCUAAACACAACGGUGGAUUUGCGACAGAGCAUGAACUUCCUCCAAUAAUGCUAAAAUCUAGAACACGGACCCAGACUAGAAUUUUAACACAACGGGCAACAAUACGGGAAGUAUUUGGUGACGAUAGACCCGCCUCUGCUCCACCUGCAGGGUGUAGAGACGAAGAGAUUGAACAUAAUGAGAAACCAUUGAGUGAAGAGAAAAAGUCAAAGAAAUCAAGUGCAAAGAGUAAAGCAAUCCUCAGUAAACGGAAUAGUACAAGUGGGAUGUCUCCUGUGACUAGGUCAGGAUUGCGGAAUGCUGCUGUUCUGAGGAGCAACAAGGCCGUUCUCAAAUCCAAACAACACCUUCUCCAUGGAGGCGAAAGAAGAAAAAGAAGUAAAGACCUUAUCAAAGCCUUUACUUCUAAUAAGAAGUAUCAUCAGGAUCCGCCGGAGAAGCAGAGUUCAAUCAUGGAAGCUGUAGUGAAACUGGAACCUAUUGAAACUACAACCAAAGUUGUUGAAGAGGAGCCUGAGCCUGUCUUAGUGAGUAGUAAAAGACUGAAAUAUCGAAGUGUUAGAAGAAAAUUAAAGUCAUCUGGUUUCGAUUACAUCAGGAAAAAGAAGAAGCAACAAUUAAAGAAAGAAGGGGACACCGAAUCUGUGAAGGAAAGAAAGGAAAAGAAAAAGAUUGUUCCUCUGAAACUGAACCUGGAGUCAGAGGAGGACAUACAGAACGAGAUCAAGUGUUGGGUGAUCAACAAGGGCCUGGGAGAGACGGUACUUCAUCGGGCGGCAAGGCUAGGCUACACGGACAUUGCAGCCUACUGCCUGGAGAGGAUGGACCACAACCCCUCUCCCCGAGACAACGCGGGCUACACACCACUACACGAGGCCUGCUCCAAGGGGCGACUAGAUAUUGCACGGCUGCUUCUUCUCUAUGGAGCUGAUGUCAGCGACAGUGCUCAGGGUGGUAUCAGGCCCCUGCACGAGGCUGCGGAGAGUGGUUGUGUGGAGCUGAUCCGUUUGCUGCUGUCAUAUGGAGCUGACCCUCAGUUGGCAACAUACUCUGGCCUCACACCCCUUGCUCUCUCACACCACCACCCCGAGGCGAGAACCCUUCUACAGAACCACCUGGCUGAUGUUCAAGGCCAACCUUCCUCUCCGUGGCAGGUUCUCCAUGCAGAUCCUGUGACGCUGGGGAAUGACGUACUGGCUGAUCCCCCAUCUCCAGACCCCUGUGAGGGAGAAGUGGAGGUGGAAUCGGGAGAGUUGAGCCUGCCACAUCUCUAUCAGCUGUUGGGUGAGCCUCUCACGGACCGCUGGGUUCUCUUCCAAGAGCUAGGGCCAGUGUUGAAGGUCAAGACCAGGGAAGCACUCAUCAAACAGCUAGGGCAGAGCCAUCGGCACGACUUCCGUGACCUCAAAAUGACUGACUUUUACGAUAUGGCACGCUGCUGCAGCAUUCUUGGUGUGGGUGACUAUAUCCUCAAUCCCAAAGCCCACAAAGUGACUCUGGUAAAGUACUCGGACAGAGUGCGAGCACUGCUCAACUCGGAGAAACUAUUGGUGUCCGCGAGAUGACCUUAACUCUCGGUGAUCGACAACAAGCGCACACAUUGACAUUCGUUCGGUGAUACGUUAGUUAAUUAUAUUUUAAUAAGAAAUUAGUCUAUGAUUGUUAUUUGGUAAGAUAUUUUAUAUAGUUUACUCACACGACUGAUAGCUUACUACAUUUUUUAGUACGAAUAUUUUUGGUGCUUAUUCUAAGAACGGUACAAUAUGUCUGUACUGGGAGACACACAUUAAACUGAAUGGCUUUCACUGUUUCUAGAAGUAUUGAAAACAUUUGUGUUUUCAACUCUAUAUAUUUAGAGUGAGAAACGUAAGGUUAUUGAGAACCUUGUUUGUGAAAUUAAUUUAAAAUCUGAAUUCAUAGAAUCAUUAGUUCUGUUUUAAUAAAUAAAGUAAUGUAAUAAAGUUUGCGCUAAAGUAAUAGUAAUUCAGGAAUUACUCUGAUAUACUAAACUACAGUCAGACAUGAUAAAAUAACCAAACGUCAUAAUAAACUGGAGAAAUAUGUCUAUCCUACUCACUAAUGAAUAAUGUUCACUCCAUGAUAUAUAGUUUGCCAAAUAACAAGAUAUAUUAUUUCACAUUUAUUUAUACAUUUGCUAGCUCACAUGUAGUUAAAGAUUAAGACAAAUACUAAAAUUUUAUUCAUGGAAAGAUUACUAGACCUGAUAAGAUUAAAAGGUUAAUUUGUAACAUAUAAAAUCCUAUACAAUAGAGUUCCAGUUAUCUGGUGUGGGCAACAGGACCUGUAACUGGAAAAGUCGGAUUGUUUAUUUCUUUGGUCUGUGCAAUAUCGUAACAAUGGAAUAUUCUAUAAAAUAUGUCAUCCAGUGUGAAAACGUGUGCUAUCUUCUAAGGGCCACAGUUGCAGAAACAGUAAUUAUAAAGAAAAUACUUAUUAAUAUACUCAACAUUUUUUAUUACGUAAACUCAUUCAUCAGUAUUUAUAUUUAUUAAUGAAAAUGAUUGUUCAUUUUAGCAGAAUCAAAAGUAAAUGGUUUAGCAUCUACUCUUAACUGCACAGAGAUUGGCUAUUAGGUCACAAUAGUUUUGUUUCAGCUUUAUUAAUCAUAUAUCUAAUCUGGACUCUAUUAUACAAACAAAAUUUGUAAACUUUCAAUGAAAAUAUUUAAAAAAUUAGCAUAUUAUUUUAUUAAUAGAUAAAAGGAACGUGAUGUAUCAAUGCUUUAUGUGUUGUGUAAUGUUGUUUGACUAAUGCAACGUCUCAUUAAAAAAAUGCAUCUUUAUAAGCUACUCAAAAUAGCAAUGAAUUUUAUUAUUGAUGUUUGGAUUGGAGGUAUACAAUAUAACCUGUUUGGUAAAUAGAACCCAAAUUAAGUAUAGUUAUUAUUGAAAUAGUUUUAUCGAAUUAUUUUAAAGAAGUUCAUUGUUAAGAGUAUCACCCUUUUUGAAGCAUGGAAUGCCAAGGAUGAAAGCCACUAUUAUUACAAGAACCUUUCAGUAAUCACAGAGAAAAAUUGGUCUAGAUAAAAAUUACAUUUUUUCAUAACUAAAUGUUUUGUAUUUUUCAUUGAGUCUUCAGUUCUGGGAAUGAACCCUUAGUUAUGUGGGGAGUCUACAAUUUGGGGGUCAGCCAGUCCUCAGAUCUGGAGUGAUCCUGGACGAUUCUUCAACUAUCAUAACAUGUGAAUUAGGUGGCAUACAAUUUAUGAAAGCUCCUCAGUGAUAUUCUCCUACCAAAGAUUUUUCUCUAGACCAAUUCAUCUCUUUAAUUAUUGAAUGGUUCUUGUAGAUGAGAGAAAAAGAAAUUAUAGCUUUGGGUGAAUAUUAGCCUUGCAAAAGGCAAAAUUAAAGAAAACUCUGAGGUUAAUAAAUAUAAUUAAAAUAAUUUAUUACAUUUAAAAAAUGUUGUUAAAUAAAGUAAAGGUUAUAAUUGUUUAUAGCCAAAUUUUAAUAAGUUUUUCUAUUUAAUACUUCCAAUUGUCAGGUUGUCAUUACUACAUAGCAAGUGAGAUUGAUGAGGUACAUGAGAUUGACACAAAUACAACCUCAUGCAUCAUUGUAUUAGUAACUCAUGUAUUAAUAUCGUUUGACACUCAUACAUGAGGUUGGCAAAUGGCACAUGUCACAAUUGUAAUAAUUUUGCAUAUGGGUAGUUUGAUAAAUACACCUUAUAAAACCAAAAUUGUUCUUCCAUAAACAAAUAUAAAACAGUUGCAAAAUAUUUUAAGCUAUUUUAAAGUCACUAAUGUUUCCAUAAAAGACGUUAAAACAUAUUUUGAAAUAAGUUUUUACAAAGAGUUUGCUGCUUACUAUAUGUUUGGUGAUACUUUUUUAUAAAAUUCCUGAAAUUUUCAAUAAGAUUUAAAUAAAAAAAUCCUUACAUUGUUGUAUAAAUUUGUCAGUAAAAACACAAUUAUUACCAAGUGUAUUGUAAAUUUUAUGCAUUUCAUCCAAUACAAAAUAUUGGAAGAGAACUAAAAAAACACUAUAAAACAUACAUUUUAAAGUUUAAUAAACACUUAACUAUACAUAUUUUUAUGUCUUUUCUGUAUGUACAAAGUCCUUAUUUUUACAGUUUUACACUGUUCAAGAAUACUUUGGUAUAGUAAUGUAAUUAUAAUAACAAUAAUUGCAUUAAAAUUGCUGCCUUUUUAAAAUAAAAAACCUUUAGAUGCAGUUUAAAAUUUAAAAAAUAUUCUGAAGGUUGGUUAAACGUAAAUACUAUUGUUCAACACCCCUCAAGUAUUGUAUUUAAGUUCACAAACAUGGUUUGAUAGGACAGAAAUGUGAUGAACAUGUAAUUUUGACUCAGCUAUUCCUUUCUAGCCUUAAAGUUAAUGUGGUGCGAAUUGAGUGCAAUUUUCCUAAAUAGCCAAAUCAUAGAUUGUUAUUUAGUUUUAAUGUACAACGUAUAUAAAUAAGUACACAUUUAACUAUAAAUUUCCCACUGUACAUUGUAUAUAACAAAAGAACUAGCAGGUGACUGUAAAGUGAUGUAAAUAUGGCAUAUUACUUUUGUUGGUUGCGAGAUUUUGUAAAUAAAAAUUAUUUUGGUAGCUGCUUUUUAGACGGGACAUGAAAUUCUCAAUGUAAUCAAAUGAUCAUGACAUUAGUUUAAACACUGGCUAGAUUUUUAAUGUAAGGCUUCUCAGUGUACUGUGAUGUUUCAUGUAUUUUUAAUAUGGAUGUGAUGGUAACGUUGGCAGAACAAGGCUCAUUUCUGGCCUAUUGAACAUAUCUCCAGAAAUUAAGUAUACUUUGAAAUUGUAAGUAUUGUAAAUAUUUAAAUUUUUACGUUGUGUUAUAAUGAGAUUGUUUUACCUGUAGUAUUUUAUAUUCUAAUUGUCUGCUUUGUAUAUUUUGUACCAAGAAGUCACAUGCUACAAAUGUGAAUUUUUUGUUGGCAUCGGUGUAAUUUAAAAUAUUGAUGUUAAUAAAUUGAGUAUAAAAAGAUAUUAACAAUAAGAUAAUAAAACAUAUUUACUUUUUAACACAUUUAAUUAUUAGCGAUUACUUUACCACAAUGUCAUUCUUGCUCUUUUGUUUUGUGUAAAUUUUAAAUGGUUUACUUUUUGUUUUCCAUGUAAAUAUUGAUUUAUUUUGUAGCCUUUAAUUUCUGUUAUUACUAUAUGUUUACUUUUUGUUUUAAUAAAAAUAAAAAAAACUGUGAUGAAAUUUCAAUGUUAUCGAUGUUAAUAGUGUGCAAUUUAUAUUGUUUAUACGAUCAAUGUAAAUUUUAGAACAUGUGAGUAUUGAUAAUGUCUUUGAAAAAUUUGUGAUUGUAAAAAAAUAUAUAUAUAUAUAAAUUAUACUUUACAUUUCUUCCUGUU